Molecule: messenger RNA, 3137 nt
Organism: Aphanomyces invadans
Lineage: Eukaryota; Oomycota; Saprolegniomycetes; Saprolegniales; Verrucalvaceae
Exons: 8
Coding region: 38-1777 (579 amino acids)
Molecular function (GO): protein binding
Source: RefSeq, a predicted model, not a curated record
GGCAAAUCGGACCCGCCAUUUGAAAUCUGUCUUGGCGAUGCCGCUGAUCUCGUUCGAAGGUGUGGACGUGGAUGUGCCCACGGUGGAAGGCCUCCGUUUCUUCUUUGAAGGUGGCCAGCUCGUCGUGGACUGCACCAACUUUACCGGCAAGUUUGCAUUGUCCAAACCUGUUGCCGUCGAACCACGACCGCAAAUGCCAUCCCCAGUGAUGGCCACAGCGGACGCGUACUCGACGCCAGUGGCACCCAAGUUUGCCGGAGCCAAGAAGCGCGCCGUGUCGUUAGUUGAAACCCCCAUCAUGGUGUACGAAGAUGUCAAGCGCCAAAAGCUCGACCAGAUCAUCAGCCCCGACGACAAACUUCACCAGCCCAGCUUGAGCAAAGCCAUGCAGUUUCUUGAGAGCGAAAAGGAAAACAUCUAUGGAUCGGAAGAUGAGCUCGAACUCCUCCUGACUCAACGAGAAGCCAGCGUCCCCGUCAAGAAGCCCCAACCAGUCGUCGAGACGAAGCGCGCUCCCCUCAAGCAAUUAGAUGUGCCAGACGACGACGUGAACAGUCGAACCAAGAAACAGCCAAAGGCCCAUUCAGCCAAGCGUAUCAAGAAAGCGGCAAAGACCAAACACGCAACCUUGACAACGAGCAACCCACCAACCGCCAAGCUCAACUUUUUCGCUCCAAAAGACCCCGUCGCCGCUGCUUCGACACCGCGCACGCAGGACACCAUGGACGUCGACGUCCCCUCCUCUCCGGACAGCGUCGUCGACGUGUCGCCCAGUUCACCAGUGGCCGCGAAUCGACCAAACAUGCACAUUCCAGGCGGCGAGUGGAAGAUUCUCGAGCCGACAGGAGUCCCGCCAAGUCAACGUUGGGGCUGCACUGCCACGAUGAUAUCCAACCACCGCGUUGUCGUGUAUGGCGGCGAAGGCGAUGACGAGUCGACUCUAGCAGAUUUGUUUGUGUACGACGUCGCCAAGGCCGAGUGGUCUUGUCCGCUCAACUGUGAGAGCAUUCCGCGGUCGUUCCACGCGUCCGUGUACGUGGCAGCCAAGAACCUGAUGCUGGUGUUUGGUGGCGAGCGUGUCGUGGAUGGAAGCCACGAGUGUCUGUCCGAUUUGAUGGUCCUCGACACAGAGUGUUUUCUGUGGUACCCUCCCGCAGUGAGCGGCACGCCGCCGUUGGCCCGCAGUGGCCAUUCCCUCACUGUCCUGGGCACGGACGUCCUUGUGUUUGGAGGAAGCCGCGGCCGCAAUCGUCCGACGACAGUGCACGUUUUGAAUACGAACACGUGGAACUGGACCAACCUCAAAGUGAACGGGAAAGCGCCGACAUCGCGGACAUACCAUAGCGCCGUCGCGGUCGGGAGCAAUCGCGUGAUUAUCUUUGGCGGCAACGAUGCCAAGAAGAGCUACAAUUCUGUGCACGUUCUCGAGCACAACAGCCAAGAUGAUUCGUGGACGUGGUUCAACCCGUGUGUGGUUGGAAAUGGCCCCAACGCUCGUACUGGCCAAGUUGCCAUCGCUUUGGACCAUCGGACGGUCGUCGUGCACGGCGGGUGGGAUCCCCAGAACGCAGACAAGGUACAGCUCUACGGCGACAUCUUUGCGUUGGACACUGAUUCGUGGGAAUGGCGCCGCGUGCACAUGGAGGACGCGGCCGGGAUGGAGCGCGUGGGCCACGUCGGCGUGCUCACGUCCGACAACGCGCUCAUGUACUUUGGCGGGCAAGACGCGACCGAGGCACGGCGCAACGAUCUCGCCCAGCUCACCUUACGUUUAUGACGAAGCCAUCUCCUCUUUGGAUGUUGGGUGGCAACUUAAUAAAUUUUUACUUCAAACAGGAUGGGUGGAGGGACUGGCUCCGUCGAGGAAGCGGUAGCAUCGUGUGCGGUCAUGCUGUCGUGGUGUCAAAGUCCUUGGCGACCGUGUCCAGGAGCAAACUCAAGUCGUCGUCGAGCAAACCUUUGGACGGACUCAGCUGGUCGAGAAACGAGUCGCCAAACUCGUCGUCAUCUAGCAGGUCGAGGUCGUCGACGCUGCUUCCGAUACAGCUUUCAGACAACGUGCUGUCUUCCGAGUAGCUCCGCGACCGAAGUCGGCUGAGCUCCACGGCGUUUGCCAUGUCGGCCAUCUUGAAGUGGCUCAUGGCGCUCUCCGACUUGACUUCGAUGGCGUCGUCACCGACGCUGUCGUCGUGUUGUUGGUUUGUUGCGAUGGACGGACCGCUCUGCUUGGAGAACCAGUUUUUUCGUGCGCUCGAGUUCCACCGAUUCUUGAUUGCGUUUUCAGUCCGGCCGGGCAGGAGCUUGGCGAUCUCACUCCAUCGGUUGCCCAUACGCUGCUGCGCUCGAAACAUGACUUCGUCCUCGACAUUGGUCCAUUCGCCUUUGUUGAUGUCCGGGCUGAGGCAGUUGCGCCAUCGCUCGCGGCACUGUUUGCCGGUGCGGCCUUGAAUGUGGUUGGCCACGUCGGCCCAUCGAAUGUUGCCGACGCCAUACUUGGUCAUGAGGGUCCGAAGCACGUCGUCUUCCUCGGCGCUCCACGCGCCUUUGAGCAAACCAGGCUUGAGCACCUUGUUCCACCGGUGCAAGCACUGCAUGUCUGUCUUGCCCGUGCCGAGCACCAUCGCGACCUGCUUCCAAUUUUUCGUCCCCAAGUUCUUGACUGACUUGCGCAACAACUUAUCUUCCUUCUCGCACCAGCUGCCCGAAUGCACGAACCCGGCUCUGUCGCCUGGUCCCAUCAACGAGGCUGCAAUCGCAGCCGGGUCAAACAGUGGGGAAUACACGCCCGUUGACGCUCCUGACGCAUGCUGGUGCUGCCCGUAGCGCUGCAUCUGCUGCUGAGCUGUCAUGUUGUGGGAAGGUGCUGGAUGAGCAUGGUGCACCAACAUCGGGCGAGGGUACCCUAUCAUGCCGACGGUUGCAUCCAAUCCGAACAUUUCCUGGAUCGGCGUUGGUGUACACAUCGCAGCAUUGAAAUUGUUGUUGACGGUGUCGACCGAGGACACCCCGUGCAGGUCGGGGGGUGGCGUGAGAAAGUCCAAACCAUCGUCACUCAAGUCGUCGAAGUCACACACUUGCGAUGCAUCGUGGGGUCCAGCGCUAUCGCUCGAAGAUGUGGAUCGCGGGCUCGUAGACGG